Messenger RNA from Hippoglossus stenolepis (Pacific halibut), 2800 nucleotides. RefSeq names its product mitogen-activated protein kinase 15 (gene mapk15). Gene Ontology annotation, biological process: intracellular signal transduction; protein phosphorylation. The transcript is spliced from 14 exons. Bases 734 to 2575 code for a protein of 613 amino acids. Lineage: Eukaryota; Metazoa; Chordata; Actinopteri; Pleuronectiformes; Pleuronectidae. Gene Ontology annotation, molecular function: ATP binding; MAP kinase activity. The record is from RefSeq and is a predicted model, not a curated record. Gene Ontology annotation, cellular component: nucleus; cytoplasm.
AUGACAAAACUCCUCGGGUGGUGUGGUUUGUUUGUCAGCAGCAGCGAGGAAGUCUCCAAACUCACAUCUCAGCUGGACAGAGAGGAAGACAUCAAACUCACAUCUCAGCUGGACAGAGAGGAAGUCUCCAAACUCACAUCUCAGCUGGACAGAGAGGAAGUCUACAAACUCACAUCUCAGCUGGACAGAGAGGAAGACUACAAACUUACAUCUUAGAGAGGAAGACUCCAAACUUACAUCUCAGCUGGACUCAUAACAGAGAGGAAGACUCCAAACUUACAACUAAGCUGUAUUACAGAGAGGAAGUCUCCAACCUGACAUCUCAUUGAGGAAGACUCCAAACUUACAUCUCAGCUGGACAGAGAGGAAGACUCUAAACGUACAUCUUAGAGAGGAAGACUCCAAACUUACAUCUCAGCUGGACUCAUAACAGAGAGGAAGACUCAAAACUCACAUCUCAGCAAAGAAGACUCCAAACUUGCAUCUCAGCUGGACUCAUCUCAGCUGGACACAUUCCAGCUGGUAGACGGAGGUGGGAAACUAACCUGCUGCUUCCUGACUCCGCUCUGAUUGACCAAACACGACGUGUGACUGAUCAAUGACCUGGAUGCUGCAGCUCUGACCAAACCUGUUUUUUGGACAGUCAAAGUCUGUCUCUAUAUAUAGUCUGUCGGUAGAAUCAGAGAGAAUGGUGGAGACUUCUGCAUGAGGACAAGUAGGAGCUGUUGGAAAAAUGAGUAAAAAAUAUGAAUCAGCAAACGUGUCUGAGGUGGAGGAGCACAUUUCUCAGAAGUAUGAAAUCAAGAAGAGACUUGGGAAGGGGGCCUAUGGCAUCGUAUGGAAGGCAAUCGACAGACAGAGCGGAGAGAUCGUGGCUGUGAAAAAGAUCUUUGAUGCCUUCAGAAACAGGACUGACGCCCAGCGGACAUUCAGAGAAAUCAUGUUCCUUCAGGAAUUUGGUGAUCAUCCCAACAUUGUCAAACUUCUAAAUGUCAUCCGAGCCCAAAACGACAAAGACAUUUACCUCAUUUUUGAAUACAUGGAUUCUGACCUGCAUGCAGUGAUUAAGAAAGGCAACCUCCUGAAGGACAUCCAUAAACGUUAUGUGAUGUACCAGCUCUUCAAAGCCGUUAAAUACCUGCACUCAGGAAACGUUAUCCACCGAGACCAAAAGCCGUCCAACGUGCUGCUGGACACUGACUGUGUGGUCAAGCUGUGUGAUUUCGGCCUGGCCAGAUCACUCAACCAGAUCCAGGAGGACAGUGGGAAUCCUGCGCUGACGGAGUACGUGGCGACGCGGUGGUACCGAGCCCCUGAGAUCCUGCUGGGGUCCACAAGGUACACUAAAGGUGUGGACAUGUGGAGCCUCGGCUGUAUCCUGGGAGAGAUGCUGCUGGGAAAAGCCCUGUUCCCUGGGACAUCCACCAUCAACCAGAUAGAGAAGAUCAUGAGUGCCAUACCCCACCCGAGCCCAGAAGAUGUUAUCGCAAUCAAGUCUGAAUAUGGAUCUUCUGUCAUUCAGAGAAUGUUACUGAAACCACAGGUUCCUGUAGAGGAUCUUCUCCAGCCGUCUGCGCCUCCUGAUGCUCUGGACCUGCUGAGGGGUUUGCUAGUUUUCAACCCAGACAAGCGACUGACUGCAGAGCAAGCCCUCCAACACCCAUAUGUAGCCAGGUUCCAUAAUCCAACGAAGGAGCCAGCUUUUUACUAUGAUGUAGUGCUGCCAGUGGACGAUGGUGUACAAUUAUCUGUGGUUCAGUACCGCAACAAACUUUACGAGAUGAUGGUGGAGAGGAGAACCAAUCAGGGGAUGUUGAGACUGAUCCAGCCGAAGGACAGAGAGUGUGUCAGUAGCAGGGAGAGGCCCGGUGUGAAUGAUAAAGUGGAGAAGGGGCCGGUGGCAGUGAAUGGAGAUGGUCAUGGCGACAAUGAGGGGAAACCAGCGCAUGAAAAGUCUGAUGAAGAAAAACAAGUGCCUUCGGAAGAGGCCGUUGCCAAACCCGAACCUGUGAUUGUAUCCACCCAGCCGGCUGCGGAGAAGAGUCCAUUAUCAAGCCCAGCCUUAGGGAAACCCACAUAUAAUCCCAUCACACAUGCCCCAAAUGGUUAUGUUAGGAGUCCGGCUGCUCCUCCGCAGUACCACCACUCCACUGCAGCCAGUAGGAAACCUUUGGGACAGACCAGUAAUGAAAGUGCAACAACAUCACCAACAGAGGGCGCUAACGCAUCCAUGGACCAGAUUCUCCAGCGUGGUCGCUCAGCCCCUGUGGCUCAUAACCGUUCCUUUUCCUUGACCCUCAACCAAACGCAGAACAACCUGCUGUUGCGUAAGGAUGAGUCACCUUUGACCUCCGGGCUAUCGGUCACAUCUGCACGUCUGAACCAACGCUCCAACCCUCAGGUUCAUGAGGCUCGUCCCCCAGCGCGGUUCAGCAAGAAAGUAUUUCAGAGUCACUGUAACGUGGCAGCUGCCGGUGACCCUCGAGCCAAGCUUGGUAGUUAUUCCCAGGCCUAUGGUACGAUCAAUAAGACUGAACUGGACAAUCUGCUUCGAAGUCGUCCUUCCAACAAGUGACUGCUGUCGUGUCAGUGGUUGCAUAGAGCCUGGGUGGCACAUGUCGAAACACACAACAAAGUCUGUCUUGUAAUAGGAUGAUAGAGGCGUGAGGUAAACUGGAAGAAAUGUUGUAAGGAGAAACAGUUAUUAGGUCAAACACAUCUUGUGUACUGUGAGUGUAACCAUGGAAACAUGGAUUUCCAUUCUCUGUCUGUGACAGUGAAUAAAUAUUUUUACAAUGAA